Thelazia callipaeda (thelaziosis nematode) is the source of this 864-nucleotide messenger RNA. The record is from the annotation of a GenBank genome assembly. NCBI's taxonomy places the organism in Eukaryota, Metazoa, Nematoda, Chromadorea, Rhabditida, Thelaziidae.
AUGGCUGAAGAAAACGCAGUCGGUGUUAAUGAUAACAUACGAAUUGUUUCAAAUUUUCUACUUCAUUCUCCACCCGGAGAAUUUAAUGAGGUCUUUAAUGAUGUUCGGAUGCUACUGAAUAAUGAUGCUUUGUUAAAAGAUGGAUGUGCAGCAGCAUUUGCUGAGUAUAACAAGGAACAAUUUAUACCUGUUAAACUUGAAGGUGUUGAAAAACAGACUUUAAUUACAUCAUUUAACGAGAUGCCCGACGGACGUUUUUACGAUCCUAGAUCUAGGAAGUCAUUCAAGUAUGAGCAUUUACGGAAAGAAGCAAUUGAUAUUCAGUCUGAAAGUACGAAUGACAUCGGUGCAGAAUUUUGGCGAAAAGCAUUGCAAGAGGAAGCAGACAAAUAUAUUGAUAGUCACUAUGAAGAGACGGGUUUAGCAGUGGUGUUUGUUACCAAAGGGACACUGACAUUAUGCAUCGAAAGUCAUCGGUAUCAACCUAAAAAUUUUUGGAAUGGACGAUGGCGUUCGCAGUGGAUCAUACCUUUUGCGGAUGGGAAAAAUGAAUUGUGUGAAAUCAAAGGUAUUAUCAAAGUGCACGUGCAUUAUUAUGAAGACGGUAAUGUACAACUUGUAUCUACAAAAGAAGCAUCUGCGAAAGUAGCGUACACUGCUGAUUUGGCUCAGACUGCUAGAGACGUUUUUAAAGCGAUAUGGAGUGAGGAAUCCAGAUACCAAGAUGCUGUUCAAGAAAACUAUCAACAAAUGUCUACUACAACAUUCAAAGCUUUACGACGGCAAUUACCCAUAACUGGUGUUAAAUUUGAUUGGAAUAAUACACAUGCGUACCGAAUUAGCAAAGAUUUGAAGCCACAGUGA